CUAUAGCAAGUACAGUUGAACUUGGAAAAUUGAUUUGAGAAAUCAUUAUUGUUUCACUUGUAAACCUUUACAUUUUUUUAAAAAAUAGAUUUUCUUCAAAAUGACUAUUGUUGAAUUAUUCUAUGAUAUAAUAUCACCAUUUUCAAGAUUUCAAUAUGAAUUAUUAAUGAGACAAUUAGUUGGUCAUCAUUGGAAAACAAUGCAAUUAAAAAUGACACCAGUAAUGAUACGUGAAGUAUUUGCAUCGGCCGAAAACAUGCCACCAGGUAUGAAUCCAUCAAAAGCAAUCUAUUUGAAUCGUGAUUUAAAACGUUUAAGUGAUUUUCAUCAGAUUCCAUUUUCAUUGCCAAAAGAUUUUAUGCAAAUUGCAAUUGAAUUUAAAACUGAUCCAGCAUUACAAUUUUUAUCCGCUAUUCAACCGCAUAUCGAUGAAGCUAGCUAUAAUCGUUUGGUUGGUAUAUUUUUUCAAAAUUUUUUUACAAAAAAUCCAGCUGAAAUAUGGAAUCCUGAUGUAAUGCGACAAUUGACCGCAGACGUAGGCAUAUCAUCCGAAUCGAUUGAUAAAUCAUUAAAUACAAUGACCAAUGAUGAAAAUCGAAAAAAAUUGGAAAAAAAUUUAGAAACAGUUAAGAAUUUAGGUGGAUUUGGUUUGCCAAUAACCCUGAUUCAUUUGCCGGAUAAACCACAAUGGGUUUUCGGUUCAGAUCGUAUGCAUAUUAUCGGUCAUUUAUUGAACGAAACGAAACCACCGAUUCUUCGAAAAGAAUAAAAAAAAAAUCUUUCAAUGUUGAGAAUUAUUAUUAAUUUAAUUAUAAAAAUCAUUGAUAUUAUUAAAAUUAUAAAAUUUGAUAAAA
This is a messenger RNA of Dermatophagoides pteronyssinus (European house dust mite), 854 nucleotides long. RefSeq names its product glutathione S-transferase kappa 1-like. Gene Ontology annotation, biological process: glutathione metabolic process. The record is from RefSeq and is a predicted model, not a curated record. Gene Ontology annotation, cellular component: peroxisome; mitochondrion. NCBI's taxonomy places the organism in Eukaryota, Metazoa, Arthropoda, Arachnida, Sarcoptiformes, Pyroglyphidae. Gene Ontology annotation, molecular function: glutathione peroxidase activity; glutathione transferase activity.